CUUUGACCACCUUGCUCGUCAGGUUCCUUCAAGAAUGACCGACGCAGUACAGACGUGGAAGGCCCAGCUGGUGGAAUGUGACCCAACGUCCGAUCAAUGGAAGGAAGCAGCGCAACAUAUGCGUGAAUAUGCGGCCGAUUUUGUCAACGGUCUAAAGCGACGUCCGAACAGUAGAGCUGUGGACGAAGUCCGGGCACUCAUUCCCGACGAUCUCCGCGAGGAGCUGGAGGCGCUGCCCGUGGCCCAAUUCGCGCUUGGCCUGAUAUUCUAUCGACCAUUUCAAGACUACAACCGCGUUUACCGACAUUUCUCCCACGAGUAUGCCAAGGAAUUGUCGAUGCAAGCGCGAAAAGAUUUCAGCGAAUUCGACACGACGAGCUUCGUGUACGGCGAGAUCUCGUUUUUCCCAUUUGCCGACAUUCUGGAUUCCAUUUCCGCCGACAUCCCAGUCGGCAACGGUGUCUUUUACGACUUGGGAUCGGGCGUCGGCAAAGCCGUGAUGGCGGCGGCGUUGGUUCACAAGUUCCACAAAGCGAUUGGGAUCGAGCAACUAAAGCCAUUGGUGGACUUUUCCCAUGCACGAGUGGACAGGCUCAUGGAAACGAACGACGUCGCAGGGCAAACGAUAUCGUACCUUUGCGGGAGUUUCUUUGACCACAAGUGGAGCGACGGUGACGUGGUGUUUUGCCACAGCACGUGCUUUUCGCCAAGGUACGUUUUUGUUAUUAGUUUGCCAAUGGUUGGAUGUUUGGACACGAAAGAUAUGAUGGAUAGCAUGUGGGAGCGCAUUUCGAAAGACGCGGAACAGCUCAAGCAAGGCGCGUACUUCAUUUCUGUGUCGCACAUCCUUGCGUCGCCGUUGUUUGAAGUACUUCGCACGCUGACGGUGCAGAUGGGUUGGGGCAACUGCACUGUGUACAUUCAACGGCGUCGCCGCAUUGGACGGUGGGCGAGCAAGAUGCUCAAGGGAAGUGCCACGCGCACGGACUUGCAGCGACCCAACACCAAGCAGAGCGAGCUUCGAGAAUAGGAUCAAUGCAGUAUAUAAUUUGAGUACUAUGCAUUUGUUGAUGGUAACAUCACAGAGCAUUAACAUGGAAACGGCUUGAAAUGCAUGGCUUAUACUGU
Aphanomyces astaci is the source of this 1128-nucleotide messenger RNA. RefSeq lists its product as hypothetical. Gene Ontology annotation, biological process: regulation of cell cycle. The transcript has 6 exons. Gene Ontology annotation, molecular function: histone H3K79 methyltransferase activity. The record is from RefSeq and is a predicted model, not a curated record. NCBI's taxonomy places the organism in Eukaryota, Oomycota, Saprolegniomycetes, Saprolegniales, Verrucalvaceae. The coding region runs from base 35 to 1030 and encodes 331 amino acids.